ACUAGAGCGCUUCCGGUUGGUCCUCUGUUUCCCCGGCUCCUCCGAGUCUGUCACCAGGCGGGUAUCCUGGCUCACGGCCGCGCGGGCCGGGCGGGCUCGGCUUCGUCCCCCAGCUCGUAGCCCCGUUCGCCGACUUCGGGGCGCCAUGGCCGGGGCCCGCCGCGGCAGGCCGGGCGUGAGGCCGCCUCUCGCUGCCCGCGCGCUCCCGUGGCCGCUGGGCCGGCGGGCACCGGUGUCGGCGUGAGCAGCCCUCGGGCGCCCGCGGAUCCCGCGCUCACGGCCGCAUGGCAUCCGAGGCGCCUUCGCCGCCUUCGCCGCCGCCCGCCUCUCCCGAGCCGGAGCUGGCGCAGCUAAGGCGGAAGGUGGAGAAGUUGGAGCGCGAGCUUCGGAGCUGCAAGAAGCAGGUGCGGGAGGUGGAGAAGCUGCUGCAGCACACGGAGCGGCUGUACCGGAGCGCCGAGAGCAGUAACCAGGAACUCCGCACGCAGGUGGAAGAGCUCAGUAAAAUACUCCACUGUGGGAGAAAUGAAGAUAGUAAGACGUCUGAUGUAGAAGUCCAGACAGAGAACCAGGCUCCUUGGUCAAUUUCAGAUUACUAUUACCAGGCGUAUUACAAUGAUGAUAAUCUUCCCAGUAAAGAGACGGAACCAACUGCACAGCAGAGUCAGUAUGUUGAAGCUUCCACUAAAGACGAGUCACAAGUAGACAGUGAUAGUCAUGCUGGUACUGACGGAACAGACUGUGUUAAAUGUGGACAAGAGGAUCCUUUCAUCUCUGAUUCACAGGAGAGUGCCUCCGUGUUAGCCACCGAGGGCUCGGCCUUGGAAGGCUCCUCGCUAGCAGAGAGCCUGAGAGCUGCAGCGGAAGCCGCUGUGUCGCAGACCGGCUUUACUUACGACGAGAACACGGGAUUGUAUUUUGACCACAGCACUGGUUUCUAUUAUGAUUCUGAAAACCAGCUAUACUAUGAUCCUUCCACUGGGAUUUAUUACUACUGCGAUGUGGAAAGUGGUCGAUACCAAUUUCACUCUCGAGUAGAUUUACAGCCUUACCAGACAGCCAGCACAAAACCUAGCAGAGAUAAAAAGCUGAAGAAGAGAAGAAAGGAGCCAGGAUCUUGUACAGCAAAUGACGAAAGGGAUUUGAGUUCAGAAGAUCAGAAAGUCUGCAAUGUUGACUAUAUAAACUGCAGCGAGGAAGACAAUUCUGCAAAUGUGAAAAAGAAGGCCAGAACAGACACUCACCACAGAAGUAGUCCCUUAAUACCUGCUCUUCCCGUUAGUGGAGGCACUGUGGAGUCUCCUGGAGAUGAUAAUUCAGCGUCAUCUAAGGAUGAGAAAAUUAGAGAGAGUGAGAGUGAACCAGAAGAAGGUGAGAUUACAGACUCUCAGAGUGAGAACAGUUACGAUGAAGACAGUACCAGUGAGAACAAGGAAUCCUCAGAAGACUCAGAGGAGGAAGAUGAAGAAAAGAUUUGGCCCCCCUGUAUUCGGGUGAUUGUUGUUAGAUCUCCAGUGUUGCAGACGGGCUCACUUUUCAUCAUUACAGCUGUAAAGCCAGCCACGAUUGGGAGGGAAAAGGAUAUGGAACAUACUCUCCGAAUCCCUGAAGUUGGCGUCAGUAAGUUUCACGCAGAAAUUUAUUUCGACCAUGACUUGCAAAGCUACGUCCUUGUGGAUCAGGGCAGCCAGAAUGGUACUGUUGUCAACGGGAAACAGAUUCUUCAGCCAAAAACUAAAAGUGAUCCUUACGUCCUUGAACACGGUGAUGAGGUGAAAAUUGGGGAGACUGUGUUGUCUUUCCACAUUCACCCCGGCAGCGAGACCUGCGAUGGCUGUGAACCAGGGCAGGUCAGAGCUCACCUUCGCCUCGAUAAGAAAGGCGAGCCUUUUGUUGGUCCAGCAUUAAGUAAAGAGGAAAAGGAGUUGGAGAGAAGAAAAGCACUAAAGAAAAUACGAGUAAAGUAUGGUUUGCAGAAUACAGACUACGAAGAUGAAAAAGCGUUGAAGAAUCCAAAAUAUAAAGACAGAGCUGGAAAACGCAGGGAGCAGGUUGGAAGCGAAGGAACUUUCCAAAGAGAUGAUGCCCCUGCGUCUGUUCACUCUGAAAUUACAGAUAGCAACAAAGGCCGGAAGAUGUUGGAGAAGAUGGGUUGGAGAAAGGGAGAGGGCCUGGGAAAGGAUGGUGGAGGAAUGAAAACGCCGAUCCAGCUUCAGCUUCGACGGACACAUGCGGGCUUGGGUACAGGGAAGCCGUCCUCAAUUGAUGAUUUCCACUUUCUCCAGAAUAAGAGCAAAAAGAACUGGGACAAAGCAAGAGAGAGGUUUGCAGAAAACUUCACAGAUACUAAACCUCUGAAAGAUGCAGCAGGGGCAGUGCCGUGGGUGAAGGGGACUGCAGAAUGAAGGUCUGUCACAGGAAAGACUGGAGCUUUGAAAAGAUUUUGGAAACUUUUAUUGUACAAACUUGGGUCCCCAAAAUGUCAGUGACGGGGGAGCUCGUCAGAUGGCCUCCUGCUCCACACAUGUGUGCUUUACAGUUUGCAGAGAGCAUUUUCCCUAGCAAGCAGGAGCUGAAUGAACUCAUGCAGGAAGUGGACUGCAGGUCACGGAGCACAGGCGGAGCUUGUCAGACUUGGUUGUUUAUACUGUCAUUACCAUACCUGUAGAGGGCCACUAGACAUGUAAGCAAAAUCCAAGUGACCAGUAAUGACUUCAGUGUACAUUUGUCCUGUCUCCCUGUGCCCGUUGUUUUAAGAUGCACAGACAAGAAAUUCUGUGUGUGUACUUGUUUACACCUUUAGAACUUAGGUUUUUGUUUUUUUUUAAAUUGAGAAACCGUGAGUAGUGGAGCAUAAUCUUAUCCUGAAAUAACUGCAGUAAAUUAAGAACUGAUGAGCAGGUAAUGUGUUAUAGAAAAUUAGUCUCAAACUGUUUUCUUCUGUGAAGAAUGUUGAUUUGUACUAUAUAUUCAGCAUUUGCCUUUGGGUUUUUCCUAGCUGAAGAAAUAUUUGAUAGAAACCACUGGGUGUGUAUUGGCGUAUUCAAUGUGCUAGCAUUUUUAGUUUUGAUAAACACCAUUGCAGGCAAUGGGAUCGUGCCAGAGAAAUCUGACAGCUAGUACAGAUGAUCACUUAGCCAAGGCUUCAAACACAAACAUUUCCUGGAAAUGUCUUCAAAUGCAAUAAAAAAAUUUUAAAGA
Microtus oregoni (creeping vole) is the source of this 3201-nucleotide messenger RNA. RefSeq names its product angiogenic factor with G-patch and FHA domains 1 (gene Aggf1). The transcript is spliced from 14 exons. Lineage: Eukaryota; Metazoa; Chordata; Mammalia; Rodentia; Cricetidae. The record is from RefSeq and is a predicted model, not a curated record. Gene Ontology annotation, molecular function: protein binding; nucleic acid binding. Bases 285 to 2405 code for a protein of 706 amino acids.